Thunnus maccoyii (southern bluefin tuna) is the source of this 1757-nucleotide messenger RNA. RefSeq names its product NIF3 NGG1 interacting factor 3-like 1 (S. cerevisiae) (gene nif3l1). Gene Ontology annotation, cellular component: mitochondrion; cytoplasm. The record is from RefSeq and is a predicted model, not a curated record. The transcript is spliced from 7 exons. Lineage: Eukaryota; Metazoa; Chordata; Actinopteri; Scombriformes; Scombridae. The coding region runs from base 104 to 1384 and encodes 426 amino acids.
UGAUAAUGUUACCAUAGUGACAUUUCAACUGUCCAAUCAAAAGCGUGGGAUUGAGAGACGGAAGACGGAAGGGGAUUUUUUACAAGUUCUCCAGUCUCCACUGAUGUUGACUGGAUGUAGAAACCUUUCUUGGACAUUUUUAUUUCUCACCUACAGACGUGUUCGUACCAGGAGGAGCUUCAUCUCACAGACUUCUCUCUGCUCCUCUACCUCAACAGUUUCGUCCAUCCCUCUGACUCAACCUUCACCCACUAACGGUCACAGCUUCUUCCCUCUACAUCCACCUGUUCACUUCUUUCCCACCCGCCGCCUUUCUCAUUCUGCUCUUUGUCCCGGUCUGAUGGAGCUAAAGGAAGUUCUCCAGGUGUUGGAGCAGCUGGCUCCUCUGUCGCUGGCUGAGUCAUGGGACAACGUUGGCCUGCUGGUCGAGCCGAGCAAAUCUCGACCUGUUAAAACCAUCCUGCUAACCAAUGACCUCACAGAUGCUGUCAUGGAGGAAGCAGAGAACAUGAGCUGCGAUCUUAUAAUAUCAUAUCACCCUCCGCUUUUUCGGCCAAUCAAGCGCCUGGUUCAGAAAGACUGGAAGCAGCGAUUGGCCAUCCGGGCUGUGGAGGCCGGGAUGGCGGUCUUCUCCCCCCACACUUCAUGGGAUACUGUUAAAGGAGGAGUAAACGACUGGCUAGUCGGCGGACUUGGUAGCGGUCAGGUGUCUGUGCUGAAUCAGACGCAUGGCAGCGCCUCCCACAGUCACAAACUGGAGUUCACAGUCAGGAGUGCCGAAGAAUUAAAUGGUGUUAUGGAGGAACUGAAGGCUUGUGACAGUGGAACAACACUACAGCAUUCAGUCAGCAGACCCAACAGCAGUGGGAUCCAUGUCAGCUUAACCUGCUGUGACUCAGCGCUGACCCCCAGUGUCCAGACUCUGUUACGACACAGCGCCUCCUGCCAGUCCCUCAGUAUCCUGAAGUUAGAAAAGCCCCCUCUCCUGGGACAUGGUCAAGGACGACUCAGUGUUUUGGACCAGCCAGUAACUGUGGCAACAGCCAUCCAGAAAAUGAAGUCCCACUUGGGGUUAAGUCACCUCCGUUUGGCUCUGGGAGUGGGACACACGCAAGAGUCCUCUGUGUGCACUGUGGCUGUGUGUGCUGGAUCUGGGGCCUCAGUACUGAAUGGAAUCAGAGCAGACCUCUACAUCACAGGUGAGAUGUCCCACCAUGAAGUUCUGGACGCUGUGGCGAAGGGAACCAGCGUCCUCCUCAGUGACCAUAGCAACAGUGAGCGGGGUUUUCUGGCCAUGUUCAGAGAGAGACUGGCAGUGCGUCUUCCCGACAGUGUAACGGUGGUGGUGUCGAAGGCUGACAGAGACCCUCUGGAGGUUGUCUGACCAACUCUGAGCUGCAGUUGCACUCGCUAAGAACAGUCUAUUGGAUCGGUUUCCAAUAACAUUACAAAAGCAAUGUCUGUUUUUCUUACAGAGUGAUUCAAAUGAUUAUGUGUUUGUGACUGCAUAAAGAAACAGAUUGUCUGCACAAGCUCUGUUAUAUAAAGGUCUGACAGCAUCAAACUGUGCUUCAUGCUGUUAUGAAAAGUGCUUCCUUGAUACAAGCUGUACUAUUAAUCAUGUAUUUCUGGCAAGGACUUAAUAAAAUUGGGUCCUGCUUGAUCAAAAAAAUGGACUGUAUGCAUGUUGGGUAAAACAAAAUAUAAUCGGCCCAUAAAUGCACAGUGAGAGCCAAAAAUAAAGCAAGUAAUCAGAA